UUCUUCCAUGGCUGCUGCUUCGCCUCUCAUAGCGGUGCUGUUGGUGGUGGCAGUGGGCACAGCGCAGAGGCUGCCACAAACCACGUAUCCGUUAUAUGACAUCACUAGCGGAAGCGGCAUCACAUACAGCUUGCUGCCCUCUGGAGAUGUUUUCCAGAGAUAUGGAUCUGGCAGAAGUUACUCCUUCAACUAUAAAACACCGACGAGCUCUCGCUCUGAAGACGCCGAUUCUAAUCUGAACGUGAAGGGAAGGUAUAGCUUCCGUGCUGAUGAUGGACGCACGAGAACCAUCAAUUACAGAGCUGGAUCUGCAACUGGAUUUGUCGCCGAAGGUGACUCAAUUCCUGUUGCUCCUAUUGUUCCUAUUGGAUCAGCAGCUUCUCCAGAGGUAGUUAAGUACUCUGUUACUGGAACACAAGGCGAAGCUAAGUUGAGAAGUUCAUCUCCUGAUGGGAGUUACUCCUUCCAGUACAAUGCACCGGCCAGCUCUCGCUCUGAAGAUGCUGAUUCAAACCUGAACGUGAAGGGAAGGUAUAGCUUCCGUGCUGAUGAUGGACGUACGAGAACCAUCAGUUACAGAGCUGGAUCUGGAACUGGAUUUGUCGCCGAAGGUGAUUCCAUUCCUGUUGCUCCUGUUGUUCCAGCUGCAUCACCAGCUUCUCCAAAGCCUUCUGGUGGACUACCAGCUUCUCCAGAGGUAGUUAAGUACUCCGUUACUGGAACACAAGGCGAAACUAAGGUGAGAAGUUCUACGUCUCCUGAUGGAAGUUACUCUUUCAAAUACGAUGCACCCACCAGCUCUCGCUCUGAAGAUGCCGACUCAAAUCUGAACGUAAAGGGAAGAUAUAGCUUCCGUGCAGAUGAUGGACGCACGAGAACCAUCAGUUACAGUGCUGGAUCUGGAACUGGAUUUGUCGCCGAAGGUGACUCAAUUCCAGUUGCUCCCGCUGCAACAGCAGCUUCUCGUAAGCCUUCUGGUGGAUUACCAGCUUCUCCAGAGGUAGUUAAGUACUCCGUUACUGGAACACAAGGCGAAGCUAAGGUGAGAAGUUCUUCAUCUCCUGAUGGAAGUUACUCCUUCCAGUACGAUGCACCCACCAGCUCUCGCUCUGAAGAUGCCGACUCAAAUCUGAACGUGAAGGGAAGGUAUAGUUUCCGUGCUGACGAUGGACGCACAAGAACCAUCAGUUACAGAGCUGGAUCUGGAACUGGAUUUGUCGCUGAAGGUGACUCAAUUCCAGUUGCUCCCGCAGCAUCAGCAGCUUCUCCUAAGCCUUCUGGAGGAUUACCAGCUUCUCCAGAGGUAGUUAAGUACUCAGUUACUGGAAUACACGGUGAAGCUAAGGUGAGAAGUUCUUCGUCUCCUGACGGAAGUUACUCUUUCAAAUACGAUGCACCCACCAGCUCUCGCUCUGAAGAUGCCGAUUCAAAUCUGAACGUAAAGGGAAGGUAUAGCUUCCGUGCUGAUGAUGGACGUACGAGAACCAUCAAUUACAGAGCUGGAUCUGGAACUGGAUUUGUCGCCGAAGGUGAUUCCAUUCCUGCUGCUCCUAUUGCUCCAGCUGCAUCACCAGCUUCUCCAAAGCCUUCUGGUGGACUACCAGCUUCUCCAGAGGUAGUUAAGUACUCCGUUACUGGAACACAAGGCGAAACUAAGGUGAGAAGUUCUACGUCUCCUGAUGGAAGUUACUCUUUCAAAUACGAUGCACCCACCAGCUCUCGCUCUGAAGAUGCCGACUCAAAUCUGAACGUAAAGGGAAGAUAUAGCUUCCGUGCAGAUGAUGGACGCACGAGAACCAUCAGUUACAGUGCUGGAUCUGGAACUGGAUUUGUCGCCGAAGGUGACUCAAUUCCAGUUGCUCCCGCAGCAACAGCAGCUUCUCCUAAGCCUUCUGGUGGAUUACCAGCUUCUCCAGAGGUAGUUAAGUACUCCGUUACUGGAACACAAGGCGAAGCUAAGGUGAGAAGUUCUUCAUCUCCUGAUGGAAGUUACUCCUUCCAGUACGAUGCACCCGCCAGCUCUCGCUCUGAAGAUGCCGAUUCAAAUUUGAACGUAAAGGGAAGGUAUAGCUUCCGUGCUGAUGAUGGACGUACGAGAACUAUCAGUUACAGAGCAGGAUCUGGAACUGGAUUUGUCGCCGAAGGUGAUUCCAUUCCUGUUGCUCCAGCUGCAUCACCAGCAUCUCCAAAGCCUUCUGGUGGACUACCAGCUUCUCCAGAGGUAGUUAAGUACUCAGUUACUGGAACACAAGGAGAAGCUAAGGUGAGAAGUUCUUCGUCUCCUGACGGAAGUUACUCUUUCAAAUACGAUGCACCCACCAGCUCUCGCUCUGAAGAUGCCGAUUCAAAUCUGAACGUGAAGGGAAGGUAUAGUUUCCGUGCUGACGAUGGACGCACAAGAACCAUCAGUUACAGAGCUGGAUCUGGAACUGGAUUUGUCGCUGAAGGUGACUCAAUUCCAGUUGCUCCCGCAGCAUCAGCAGCUUCUCCUAAGCCUUCUGGAGGAGUACCAGCUUCUCCAGAGGUAGUUAAGUACUCAGUUACUGGAAUACACGGUGAAGCUAAGGUGAGAAGUUCUUCGUCUCCUGACGGAAGUUACUCUUUCAAAUACGAUGCACCCACCAGCUCUCGCUCUGAAGAUGCCGAUUCAAAUCUGAACGUAAAGGGAAGGUAUAGCUACCGUGCUGAUGAUGGACGUACGAGAACCAUCAAUUACAGAGCUGGAUCUGGAACUGGAUUUGUCGCCGAAGGUGAUUCCAUUCCUGUUGCUCCUAUUGCUCCAGCUGCAUCACCAGCUUCUCCAAAGCCUUCUGGUGGACUACCAGCUUCUCCAGAGGUAGUUAAGUACUCCGUUACUGGAACACAAGGCGAAACUAAGGUGAGAAGUUCUACGUCUCCUGAUGGAAGUUACUCUUUCAAAUACGAUGCACCCACCAGCUCUCGCUCUGAAGAUGCCGACUCAAAUCUGAACGUAAAGGGAAGAUAUAGCUUCCGUGCAGAUGAUGGACGCACGAGAACCAUCAGUUACAGUGCUGGAUCUGGAACUGGAUUUGUCGCCGAAGGUGACUCAAUUCCAGUUGCUCCCGCAGCAACAGCAGCGUCUCCUAAGCCUUCUGGUGGAUUACCAGCUUCUCCAGAGGUAGUUAAGUACUCCGUUACUGGAACACAAGGCGAAGCUAAGGUGAGAAGUUCUUCAUCUCCUGAUAGAAGUUACUCCUUCCAGUACGAUGCACCCGCCAGCUCUCGCUCUGAAGAUGCCGAUUCAAAUUUGAACGUAAAGGGAAGGUAUAGCUUCCGUGCUGAUGAUGGACGUACGAGAACUAUCAGUUACAGAGCAGGAUCUGGAACUGGAUUUGUCGCCGAAGGUGAUUCCAUUCCUGUUGCUCCAGCUGCAUCACCAGCAUCUCCAAAGCCUUCUGGUGGACUACCAGCUUCUCCAGAGGUAGUUAAGUACUCAGUUACUGGAACACAAGGAGAAGCUAAGGUGAGAAGUUCUUCGUCUCCUGACGGAAGUUACUCUUUCAAAUACGAUGCACCCACCAGCUCUCGCUCUGAAGAUGCCGAUUCAAAUCUGAACGUGAAGGGAAGGUAUAGUUUCCGUGCUGACGAUGGACGCACAAGAACCAUCAGUUACAGAGCUGGAUCUGGAACUGGAUUUGUCGCUGAAGGUGACUCAAUUCCAGUUGCUCCCGCAGCAUCAGCAGCUUCUCCUAAGCCUUCUGGAGGAUUACCAGCUUCUCCAGAGGUAGUUAAGUACUCAGUUACUGGAACACACGGUGAAGCUAAGGUGAGAAGUUCUUCGUCUCCUGACGGAAGUUACUCUUUCAAAUACGAUGCACCCACCAGCUCUCGCUCUGAAGAUGCCGAUUCAAAUCUGAACGUAAAGGGAAGGUAUAGCUUCCGUGCUGAUGAUGGACGUACGAGAACCAUCAAUUACAGAGCUGGAUCUGGAACUGGAUUUGUCGCCGAAGGUGAUUCCAUUCCUGUUGCUCCUAUUGCUCCAGCUGCAUCACCAGCUUCUCCAAAGCCUUCUGGUGGACUACCAGCUUCUCCAGAGGUAGUUAAGUACUCAGUUACUGGAACACAAGGCGAAACUAAGGUGAGAAGUUCUACGUCUCCUGAUGGAAGUUACUCUUUCAAAUACGAUGCACCCACCAGCUCUCGCUCUGAAGAUGCCGACUCAAAUCUGAACGUAAAGGGAAGAUAUAGCUUCCGUGCAGAUGAUGGACGCACGAGAACCAUCAGUUACAGUGCUGGAUCUGGAACUGGAUUUGUCGCCGAAGGUGACUCAAUUCCAGUUGCUCCCGCAGCAACAGCAGCUUCUCCUAAGCCUUCUGGUGGAUUACCAGCUUCUCCAGAGGUAGUUAAGUACUCCGUUACUGGAACACAAGGCGAAGCUAAGGUGAGAAGUUCUUCAUCUCCUGAUGGAAGUUACUCCUUCCAGUACGAUGCACCCGCCAGCUCUCGCUCUGAAGAUGCCGAUUCAAAUUUGAACGUAAAGGGAAGGUAUAGCUUCCGUGCUGAUGAUGGACGUACGAGAACUAUCAAUUACAGAGCUGGAUCUGGAACUGGAUUUGUCGCUGAAGGUGACUCAAUUCCAGUUGCUCCAGCUGCAUUAGCAGCUUCUCCAAAGCCUUCUGGUGGAUUACCAGCUUCUCCAGAGGUAGUUAAGUACUCCGUUACUGGAAUAGAAGGUGAAGCUAAGGUGAGAAGUUCUUCGUCUCCUGAUGGAAGUUACUCCUUCCAGUACGAUGCACCGGCCAGCUCUCGCUCGGAAGCUGCCGAUUCAAAUCUGAACGUGAAGGGAAGGUAUAGCUUCCGUGCUGAUGAUGGACGUACGAGAACCAUCAGUUACAGAGCGGGAUCCACAACUGGAUUUGUCGCUGAAGGUGACUCAAUUCCUGUUGCUCCUAUUGUUCCUAUUGGAUCAGCAGCAUCUCCAGCGGCAGUCAAAUACUCUAUCACUGGAACACAAGGCGAAGCUAAGGUGAGAAGUUCUUCAUCUCCUGAUGGAAGUUACUCCUUCCAGUACGAUGCACCCACCAGCUCUCGCUCGGAAGAUGCCGAUUCAAAUCUGAACGUGAAGGGAAGGUAUAGCUUCCGUGCUGACGAUGGACGCACGAGAACCAUCAGUUACAGAGCGGGAUCUGGAACUGGAUUUGUCGCUGAAGGUGACUCAAUUCCUGUUGCUUCCGCUGCAUCACCAGCUUUUCCAAAGCUUUCUGGUGGAGUACCAGCUUCUCCAGAAGUAGUUAAGUACUCCGUUACUGGAACACAAGGUGAAGCUAAGGUGAGAAGUUCUAUUUCUCGGGAUGGAAGUUACUCCUUCAAGUAUGAUACUCCGACUAGCUCACGCUCUGAAGAUGCAGAUUCUAACCUGAAUAUUAGAGGUAACUAUAGGUUCAUUUCUACAGACGGACAAACAAAGAGAGUAACUUACAGAGCGGGAGCCAAAAUCGGGUUUGUGGCGGAGGGCAGUGACAUACCUCGCACAAGUCAAAUUACGCAUGAUUUAGUUGUGUUGGCUCUGGCGGUGGCUAGCACGCUGAGUUUUCCACGGUCUGAUGCCGAUUACGCUAUCCCCAAUGUGGGCCUGGGAGCCCGCGCCCAGUACUACGUCCUCCACUCUGAUGGUACCUACAAGUAUGGCUAUGACACCGGUGAUGGCAUCUAUGAACAAUCAAUGUCCCAAGCCCCUGGAAACGUAAACGGAGCCUUUGGGUACAAGGAUGCAACAGGAGAAGAUAUCAAACUAGAAUACACGGCUGAUGACCGAGGUUUCAUUGCCAAGGGUUCUCAUCUUCCAGUUGCUCCAAAAGCUGACUUUGACACACCUACAAGCGGAGCAGCUUCCUUCAGACGCAUUUCACCUGCUUACCCUGCACAGCCUGCACAGCCUUCUACAUCUGCUGCUGCUGCUGCUGCUCCAGGCUCCGGCGUGGCUAGCGUUAGUAGCAGUCCAGCCGUGCCUUUCGAAGUCGCUCAGAUCAGAAGCUCUGUAGCUGAUGAUGGUAGUUACAGCUUCUCCUACGAUACUUCCAGCAGCUCCCGUUCUGAAUCUGCCGAUGCCCAAAACUCUGUCAAGGGAAGAUAUUCUUUCAUUGCCGAUGAUGGAAUCAAUCGUCAGAUCGACUACAUCGCUGGUGCUGAAACUGGUUACAUUGCCGAAGGAGAUUCUCUCCCUGUUGGACCCCCAGUGCCGGGGGCUGAGAGCGGUAUUCCUACUGGCAGGAUCCUUCCAGUGCUCUCUGAAGAAGAAGCCAAUGCCUUAGCGGCUUCCACAUCUGCUGGUUCCCCUCCUGCUGUAGCAUACAGUGCCCCCAGCUCACCUGCUAGUCCUUCAAGCCAAAUCGCCAGCCAAAAGGUCUCUUCAGGAGCUUCUGCCUCUGAUGCUUCCUACUCUUUCAGUUAUGAUGCUGGAGACAGUUCUCGCUCUGAGAGUGCUGAUCCCAGUCUCAAUGUACAAGGAACAUACAGCUUCGUUCCUGCAGACAGCAACCAACGGCUGACUGUGAACUACAGAGCGGGAGCUGACACCGGCUUCGUUGCCGAAGGCGCUCAUUUUCCUGUUGCUCCAGUAGCUGAUGUUGGUUCACCUGUUUCUGGAGCAUCUGCUGCUUCCUCCAGAGGCGUUUCGCCUGCUUACUCUGCACCACCUUCUACUUCUGCUGCUGCUCCAAGCUCUGGUGUGGCUAGCGUCAGAAGCAGUCCAGCCGUGCCUUUCGAAGCGGCUCAGGUCAGAAGCUUUGCAGCUGAUGAUGGUAGUUACAGCUUCUCCUAUGAUACUUCCAGCAGCUCCCGUUCUGAAUCUGCUGAUGCCCAAAACUCUGUCAAGGGAAGAUAUUCUUUCAUUGCCGAUGAUGGAAUCAAUCGUCAGAUCGACUACAUCGCUGGCGCUGAAACCGGUUAUAUUGCCGAAGGAGAUUCUCUCCCUGUUGGACCCCCAGUGCCGGGGGCUGAGAGCGGUAUUCCUACUGGCAGGAUCCUUCCAGUACUUUCAGAAGAAGAAGCCAAUGCUUUAGCGGCUUCCACAUCUGCUGGUUCCCCUCCUGCUGUAGCAUACAGUGCCCCCAGCUCACCUGCUAGUCCUUCAAGCCAAAUCGCCAGCCAAAAGGUCUCCUCAGAAGCUUCUGCUUCUGACGCUUCUGAUGCUUCCUACUCUUUCAGUUAUGAUGCUGGAGACAGUUCUCGCUCUGAGAGUGCUGAUCCCAGUCUCAAUGUACAAGGAACAUACAGCUUCAUUCCUGCAGACAGCAACCAACGGCUGACUGUGAACUACAGAGCGGGAGCUGACACCGGCUUCGUUGCCGAAGGCGCUCAUUUUCCUGUUGCUCCAGUAGCUGAUGUUGGUUCACCUGUUUCUGGAGCAUCUGCUGCUUCCUCCAGAGGCGUUUCGCCUGCUUACUCUGCACCACCCUCUAGUUCUGCUGCUGCUCCAGGCUACGGCGUGGCUAGCGUUAGAAGCAGUCCAGCCGUGCCAUUCGAAGUCGCUCAGAUCAGAAGCUCUGUUGCUGAUGAUGGUAGUUACAGCUUCUCCUACGAUACUUCCAGCAGCUCCCGUUCUGAAUCUGCCGAUGCCCAAAACUCUGUCAAGGGAAGAUAUUCUUUCAUUGCCGAUGAUGGAAUCAAUCGUCAGAUCGACUACAUCGCUGGCGCUGAAACCGGUUACAUUGCCGAAGGAGAUUCUCUCCCUGUUGGACCCCCAGUGCCGGGGGCUGAGAGCGGUAUUCCUACUGGCAGGAUCCUUCCAGUGCUCUCUGAAGAAGAAGCUAAUGCCCUCGCAUAUUCUACUUCUGAAUCUAAAACCGCGGUCGGGACCAAAACCGCGGCUACGCUUGGCACCAAAAGUGUGACGCCCAUUGCUGCUACCAAGUCUGCAGGAGGCAUUCCCAGUGGCCAGCCCUCCGGCUCGCCCAGUGGCCACAGCACCCAGGUAGUGGGAGAUGUGCUCCUCCAUCAGUACGCUGCCACCAAUGCCGACAAGUAUGGCUACGUGUUCACUGCAAUACGGCGAUGAUGAGUAACGAACAAACCUGAGAAUGCGUUGAAGUGUAUUGAAGUUCACAUAUGUUCAGCCAUGUAGCUAAAUGCAACCCAAAUUAUUUUGUGGUCGUUUAAAUUGUUUCACGACAGGAAUUUGUACUUUUUGCUUCAUUCAUAUCUUCAGUCAGCGACAGUGUCAGGAAAAAAGCAAAUCUAAGAGGAGAAGUAGGCUCAGAGUUCGACGACGACUUCUAUGUUAGGCUGCCGCAGAAAUCUCAAUCGACCAAUUAAUCAUGAAGUUCCCCUCAGUGCAGAACCAAGAGUAUGGAGAACACACACACAUGCUGAGCACCAAGUACAUCAGCUGAGCACCAAGUACAUCAGCUGAGCACCAAGUACAUCAGCUGAGCACCAAGUACAUCAGCUGAGCACCAAGUACAUCAGCUGAGCACCAAGUACAUCAGCUGAGCACCAAGUACAUCAGCUGAGCACCAAGUACAUCAGUUGAGCACCAAGUACAUCAGCUGAGCAUCAAGUACAUCAACUGAGCACGUCAGCUGAGCACGUUCAAGCACUUCAAGUCAUCUCAUCUCACUUCACUUGGACACGGACGACGGGUGGUAUCCGCUAGCGGCCUCAACACCUGUAAAUAAUGCCAGUCAACACCUAACCCCGCAACAAUCAAAACCCAUAAAUAACUCAUCUCUGGCAACUAACCAAAAUGCCAAAUCACUGGUGGGCAAAAAAAAAAAAUGUUCCUUCACAACACAGUUUAUCAAUAAAAGUGUCAUACGAU
Molecule: messenger RNA, 8779 nt
Organism: Procambarus clarkii (red swamp crayfish)
Lineage: Eukaryota; Metazoa; Arthropoda; Malacostraca; Decapoda; Cambaridae
Source: RefSeq, a predicted model, not a curated record